Molecule: messenger RNA, 1532 nt
Organism: Octopus sinensis (East Asian common octopus)
Lineage: Eukaryota; Metazoa; Mollusca; Cephalopoda; Octopoda; Octopodidae
Product: popeye domain-containing protein 3-like
Exons: 9
Coding region: 223-1392 (389 amino acids)
Cellular component (GO): sarcolemma
Molecular function (GO): cAMP binding
Source: RefSeq, a predicted model, not a curated record
UCUCUGUGUGCGUGUGCGUGUGUGGCAGUAUGUGAUGUGUGAUGUGUGUGUUUGUAUGUCCGUGUGUUCGGUUCAUAUCCAAUCUGCUCGUUGUCGAAAGUGCAAUGGAAACGAAAGCUUCAUAUCCGAAGUGUGAGCUCAACACACGACACUAUGGCAGCUGACGGCAGUUACUAGUAAGAAUUAGUACAUGGCUUAUAUAAAGGUUACAAACAGAACAUUAUGGGUUGGAGUGACCUUACACUCUUUCCCAUCUUGGCACCACUUGGUAACAGCUCAGUUUCCCAAAGCAGUAAUUCCUCCACAAACUUUACAUCUGCCUACAGUGACUCUACACCAACGCCACCACUAUUAACAAUGACUGCUCCUUUCUCAGUAACUGGUUGUACAUCAUGGAAACCAAUCAAUCAUAUUCUCUUCCAGUUGGCUAAUGCUGCUCUCUGUAUUGGUUUAAUGGCCCCAGAUGGCACUUAUGGGGUCCUAUUUCUACAUAGCACAUUUUUACUUGGUUUUCUUCUGUUAUCUGCCUGGUCUUGGGUAAUUCUUUGUGCACCGGACUUCUUUUCUUGGAAUUUUGCUUUUAUGAUAAUAAAUGGAGUCCAGCUUCUUUUAAUAACCUACCGAAUCCGUCCGGUGAAGUUUUGUGAUGAACUUGAAGAAGUCUACAUCAGCGUUUUCCAACCACUGAGAGUUCCAAGAUCACUGUUCAAGAAACUGACACAUGCAGAUUACUGCACUCUAAUGACUCUGUACCAAGGCGAGUGUUAUGCAACACAGUCAAUCACAAAGACAGACAAGUUGGGUUUACUAAUAUCUGGAAUGCUCAGUGUAUACAGUAGCAGGAACUUCCUCCAUCAUAUCUGUCAAGGGCAGUUUAUUGACACUCCGGAAUUUGAGUCAAGUGUAUCUGGUGAAGAGAAGUACCAGGUGUCUAUAGUUGCUGAUACCACAUGUCGUUAUAUUUUCUGGUCACGACACAGUUUAGAAUAUUUAAUGAUCAAGGAACCAUACCUGGCUACUGUUCUUUGUCUCAUAUUUGGCCGUGACAUCACAAAUAAAUUAUAUGCCCUAAAUGAAAAGGUGCUGACCCCACAAGGUUCAAGAAUGGACAUACGUCUGCCAAGUAUUUCAUCGUCAAUCCAUUCUGGUCGAGAUAUUAGAAAGACCAUUGCUGGAAUAAACCAACCAGUUCAAGAAUCCAUUUCUGGUAUCCCUGGAACUACAAAUCUACAGAACGAAAAUGAUGAUGAAGAAGACAUUGACGUGUUCCAAGAAAACGGUGAAAAGGUGGAGCUGCUAAAUGGCCAUGUUAAUAACUGUCGCAAGAAUAUGAACUUGGGACAUUGUUCCAUGAAGUCCUCUAGAACGAGUGAUGUCCGUUUUGAGUUGUAAAUUUGCUUUCACUCAAACUGCAGAUGUAUUCAAAAACGUGUAUCUGUAUGUAUCUAUGUAUAUAUGUAUGCAUAUGUGUAUGUAUGUAUGUAUGUAUGUAAGUAUGUAUAUGUGUCUGUAUAAUGCUCGUUUGUAUAUAC